Messenger RNA from Portunus trituberculatus (swimming crab), 7806 nucleotides. RefSeq names its product acyl-CoA Delta-9 desaturase-like. Gene Ontology annotation, cellular component: endoplasmic reticulum membrane. The transcript has a single exon. NCBI's taxonomy places the organism in Eukaryota, Metazoa, Arthropoda, Malacostraca, Decapoda, Portunidae. Gene Ontology annotation, molecular function: iron ion binding; stearoyl-CoA 9-desaturase activity. The record is from RefSeq and is a predicted model, not a curated record. Bases 171 to 1214 code for a protein of 347 amino acids. Gene Ontology annotation, biological process: unsaturated fatty acid biosynthetic process.
CAGAAGAGUGUUGACAAUAUGCUGGUGCGCCGAGACGCUCCACCACCAGUCAGACGAGACCAGUGGAGUUUUGCGGUUGAUCCUUGCUUACUUACACUCGCUUGCCGUUGUCUUGGUGGCACGCAGAUCAAAGACAGCUGCUCUGACCCGCCACUCACUCUGUGCUCGCAAUGGCGCCCCAAGCCCCAGACCAGGUACUGAAGGACGACUUGCUAGAGGGCGAAGAGGAGCACCAUGACGUGUUGGAGGUGCGAGAAAUUAACAUUGACAUUCGAAAAAUACUCUCUGACCUGCGAAAUGUGGACUGGUCGAAGGUGGUCUGGAAAAACGUGAUACUGUUCUUUCUGCUUCACAUAUACAGCGUGUACGGCCUUUACGAAGCAAUCUUCGUAGCGCAGUGGAAAACCCUCGCUUUCAGUGUGGUGCUUUACUUCAUGGCCGCGCUGGGGAUCACCAUGGGAGCACACCGGCUAUGGUCUCACCGCUCCUUCAAGGCUACGUUGCCCCUGCGUAUAAUUCUCGGUGUGUGUCAGACCAUAGCCUUUCAAAACGACAUCUACGAGUGGGCGAGGGACCAUCGCGUGCAUCACAAAUACAGCGAGACAGACGCCGACCCACACAAUGCACGACGCGGCUUUUUCUUCUCGCACAUGGGUUGGCUGAUGUACCGCAAGCACCCGAGUGUCAUCGAAAAAGGCCGCCGCCUCGACCUGUCUGACCUGGAGAAAGACAUAGUGGUGAUACUGCAGCGAAAGUACUACCUCCCGCUAGUGGUGACCAUGUGUUUCGUGCUGCCUACUGUCAUUCCCUGGAUGAUGUGGGAGGAGCGUUUCAUCACGGCGCUCAUGGUGGCUGGCUUCCUGCGCUACACCCUCGUGCUGCACGUCACUUGGUUCGUCAACUCCCUGGCGCACUGGGUGGGCAGCAAACCCUUCGACAAGAACAUCUACCCCUCACAGAACUCUGUGGUGGCCUAUCUGUCCCUGGGGGAGGGCUGGCACAACUACCACCACGUCUUCCCCUGGGAUUACCGUACGGCUGAAUUCGGCGGGCUCAUUAACUACAAUAUUACCAGCCUAGCCAUCGACCUGUGCAGCAAAGUGGGCCUGGCGUAUGACCUGAGGACCGUCACGCCGGAAAUGAUCGACAGACGCAUCAACCGUACCGGCGAUCCGUCCUACGUCCCGAUAUACGUCAAGACCAAGACCAAGUAGAGCCCCGCCCCAUCCUGCUCUGCCCCGCCACACCCCGUCACGACCCACCACGCAACGCCACACCCUCCUCGUCCUCUCCACCACCGCCCCGCCCCGCCCCACACCCCGCACCCUUCACAUGCACAAUAAUCUAGAACGUAAGGCGGUAUGAGUGUGUCUCUUGAAGUAACUUAAAAAUAUCAAUUCCUUGCAAACUGAGAUGAUUUAAUGUAAUGAUGAUGAAUCCCAUAUUUGCUCCUCCCAGUUAGAUUAUAUAACUAUUAAAGGAAUGAAUGGUUCUUGUACGGUACGUAUUAUAUAUUAUAUAUAAUCCAUUGCCUUCUAUAUUUGCAAAGUUUUGAAAGUUGAUGCAAUGAUGAAUAUACAUCAAUGCUAUACAUAAGAAUAGUUGUCAAAGGAAUACAUAGGGACCGAAGUAUUUUUUACCUGUGAGAACUCUGCUGAUAUGAAAUAUACAUAGAAGAAGUAUUAGUACAUGUUCUGAAUGUCUUAGCUACACGCCAAAGCCUCCUCGUACAUAUACAUUUAUUUAGUUUACAUGUAUAUCAACACACCAAGGAACUGCACCUCAAAACAAUCUGUCUCACUCACUACAGUAGUAGUAUCGAAACUUCAUGAAGCGUCGAAACACCUGAACACUUACAAAAAGAUGAAAGAAAACAUUUGGCAACACUCGAGACUGUGGUUCCUUGGCCUCUCGAUCGGUGCGUGCGUGAGGUGUGCUGACGUGUUGCACCUGGGAGAACAGUGUUACCUAGACCCUGUGUUGAUACUGCGGAGUGUGGAGUGAAGGUCCCUUACCACUUCCAGGAUGUUGCAAAGAUGAUUUUUUUUUUUUAUCUUGUCUUAUGAUGCGUUGUGUUGCGUUUAAGACAAUGCAGUGUUACCUAGAUUGUGUUACCAAGUGAAGGCCCCGGGGCGUAUCACUUCCAGAAGUUGCAUGAAGGUAGUCAUUCAUUUUUAUUUUCAUUAUGUCUUGUGUCGCGUUGUGUUGUUAUUAAGACAAUACAAUAUUAUUUAUUCAAAUGAAGGCCUUUUGUUCACAAGUGUUGCAAAGAAAGGUAGUCACUCUUAUCGUUAUUAGAUCUUGUGUUGCUCUUAACCCAACACAGUGUUACCCAGGCUUUGGCGUUGAUGCAAGUAGUGAAAGCUUAUCAAACUCAGUGUUGCAAGGGAAAGUUACCAGUCACUGCUUGUCUUCCUGCGUUUGUGUUGCGUGUUGUUAUUCCUGAUAAGUUUUCGUGUCAAUAACAACUAUGUCCACACACGAAGGUUAUUCCAUGAUGUAUUCACCUGCAAUUCUCCUUGUUGAUAAAUUCCCAUGAUAUUACUUUACAUAACAUUACCCUACUGCUUCAUCUCAUCUUACCUUACUUUACCGUACGUUACCUUACCUUACCUUACCUUACCUUAUCUUACCCUACUUAACCUUAUUUAACCUUACCUUACUUUACGUUACCUUCUUACUUAACCUAAUCUUACCUUACCUUUCCUUACCUAACCUUACCUUAACUUUCUUAACUUACUUCUCCUCACCUUACCUCAUCUCACAUUACACAUUACCUUGCCUUACCAAACCAAACAUAGAAUAACUUAAUUAAUCAUGUUAGGAACUACUCUGAGGGAAUUUUCUGCGUGCAAUGUUCAUGAGAGAAGUUAGUCUAUGUAGAGCUUACGGUACACGCUCACAACCUGGAAGACAACCAGUCACUUCUGCCGCCCUGGUCUUAUUUAAAUGCUGGUUGUGUUGAGGUUGGGUUCACUAAAUGGCGGUGUUAAAGAAAAAAAAAACUUUUUUUUUAUUAUGUUGAGUUUUUUUGUGUUUUAUGGGUUAUAAGUAAUAAUACUUGACUUUUAUACACUUUUGUACUACUCAUACAUAUAUUGCAUUAUUGAAUUUUUUUUUCUGUAAAUGUUCUUGACUUUUUACAGUUAUUUUCAUCGAUAUUAUGUUUCUAUAUACUAUUACUAUUAUUUCUAACAUUGUUCUUCCCUCUUUUCAUCACUACAUUUUGUCCUGACUGACUGACUGACGGAAGAUAAUUUGAGCGCCUUAAGUUUUAAUUUAUGGGCAGCGUGAGUGAAACUAAUUAGCCACGUGUUACUGACCUUCACGAGGACCACAAAAGUAAGGUCCUUGUCACUCUAGUCAUUGCUGAGCUCAUGAGAUCCUAGCCACGUGUUUCCCUCUCCAUCCCAUACGGACCAACCCUUCAGGUGUUCCCUGUCCCCCCACUGUGCCAAUCCCCUUCCCUUCACUUCUUUCCCUCCCUUCCGGAAACUAACUAUCUAUGAGCCCCUCGCUGCAGGCAAACCUACACCUGUUUCCUUCCCUUCCUUCCAGAUCAAACCCCCCCCCCAUUACCCACACGUGUUUUCUUAAUCCCCCCUCCCCUUUAACUAACUAGCCGUCCUUUUCCUCGUGAUUCUCUCCCUUCUCCUACCUAACCCUUUUAUCACUCUCUCUCUCUCUCUCUCUCUCUCUCUCUCUCUCUCUCUCUCUCUCUCUCUCUCUCUCUCUCUCUCUCUCUCUCUCGAUAAUCCUGAGUACCUUUCCUAUUGUUCAAUAUCUCUCCUCCCUUCAGGUCUCCCACAGGUCCUAACAGACUCCUUUCCCUUCCCUCAAGUUUUCAGGCCCUGCUCAGCCCCUUUCCUCUUUCUUUCCUCCUGGUCAUAUUCCCCUACAUUUUCUCCCUUCCCAUCCCAUAUUUCCUUGAUUAUUCUGAUCAUCGCUCAUGUGUUAUCGCUUCUUUCUCUUUUCCUUCCUUCAGUACCUCCUUUUUUUUCCCCUUGAAUUUCAUCUUUUUACCUUUUUUUUCUCCCUUUUACUACCUUUCACUUUUCUUUUUCCUUCCAUUUCAAUCUUUCCUUUUCUUUCCUUUCCAUGGCCCUUCCUAUUACUACCUACUUUCCUUGCUGUUUCCAUGUCUUUUUUUCGUAUGUCGCCUCCUUCCCUCUCUCUCUCUCUCUCUCUCUCUCUCUCUCUCUCUCUCUCUCUCUCUCUCUCUCUCUCUCUCUCUCUCUCUCUCUCUCUUUCCCAUUACAUGUCCAGCGGGGAAAGAAGGUUCGAGAAAAUAGUUAGUGUGCAUUCAUUUUCAUGCCAGGAUGAAUCUGUGACCGCAACACGUGGCCAACAAGUUGAGUACAGCUGUUUUUUUUUUUUUUUUUUUUUUUUUUUUGGGGGCGUGGGUGGGGGUGGCGGGGAGUUCAAAGUACAUGUGCAUUUUUUCCGCUUCGAUACCUCCCUAUCUUUCCCCGCCAUGUACUUUCACCUGACCCUCUUUCUAUACCUCUAUCCUCCCCAUGAGUUUAUCUAGGGUUUCCUAUCAUAUUUAGUUGUACUUUAGUUGUUCACUUUCACUAUUAGUUAUUCUUUGAUUGAUAUUGUUUUCCCUUGAUUAAUUUAUUUUUGUCAUGUUUUUAUCCGAGUGCUUAUCUGGAGCUCAUCAUCUUACUUAUGUGUCCUCUAUGUACUUUCACUCCUUGUCAUCUAUUUUUUUACUCCGUAUUCCUUUUAUUAUUUUGCUCUUCUAUCCUCUUUUCUUUAUCUUUGCUUUCGACUCUCAUCUUUUGUCUCGUUUUCUCCUUAAUAUCUUGGAUUUCUUACCUCUAACAGUUUAAAAUCCCUUUCCUCUGAUACAUUUGUCUCUUGUUUUCACUUUGUCAGGGUAAUUUAUCAAUUUAUGUAUCCUCCCAUCUUUACAUCAUCCGUUUGACUCCUCUCUCCUUCCUCCUCCCUUCCCUUAUCUCAGACACGGAAAAAAAUCUUAUGUUCCUUACUUUUAUCUUCGUUUCCACAUUAAUAUCCUCCUCUCCUUAUCACAUCCUUAUAACUCUUCCCUCCCUCCUCUCGUCCCUUAUCCCAGUAAAAUCCUCUUUUAUCCUCCCUUCAUCUUCCUUAUCUCAUCCCGUUACUCCUUCUCUCCUCCUGUCCCUUCUCCCUAACACUGCUAGGGUUUUUAUGAGGCUCGCCGCGGAGGAGUCACGCUGAAUCACGCUGGUUUGUUUACUUAGUCAGCUGAUUGUGGUUCCGUCCUCCCGCCCGCCCCUCACUUGCUAUGCCUCUUAUAUUAUGACUUGUUUUUGAUGACGUGUGUUUUGUGUUUCGGUGUUUAAUAACUUGUGUAAAAAAAGAAAAAAAAAUAGGAAAGGUGGUGUAUUAUUGUGUAUUUAUAUAUCUUUACUAGUGCUGCAGCCUUUCAUUAUAUAUCAUUAUUAUAUAUACAUGUUUGUGAAGCACUAUCGUUGUCAGUAUAGUCAUUAUAAACGUACGUAUUAUACCGACACAAGUAAUGAAGGAACAUCUGUAGAUUCGCUAACCUAUGAUGAAGGGGAUUUGUAAAUCUGAAUUUGAUGCUAAAUGAAAACCGUACGUAGAAACAGUAACUCUAUAUACCCUCCUGAACUAGGCUAAUCGUAUAAAGGUCUAAUGAAAGGAAGCUAGUAAGGGUAGAAGGAUGUUGCAUGGUGUUAGAUUUAGGUUUACAAAUACUCUGCACCGAGGCAUCGAGUCUUGAGGUGAUCCGUGGAGAACAAUGACUGUGGUUCACUAUGGGAUUCUGUUGAGACAUGGAGUGUGUGCUGGCUUUACUUCUGUUGGCCGGAGCUUCCUACCUAUCAUGCCUGUCUACUUCUUACCUGGGCAAAGCAGAAAUGAAGUAAUCGUGGUAAUUAAGGAGGUACUGGCGUCCCUAUGUUAACGUGGCCAUGCAAACUGAUUGUAGAUGUGAAAUGUUUAAUUUUGUUAUUGAAAUUUUUAUUUCUUGCCUUGUAUACCUUAGCCAAGAACACGUGAUUGUAUGAAGGUUCUCCAUCCCUUUAUCUUUACCUGGCCAUGCAUACUGAUCGAUAAAGGGAAAUGUGUACCAGGUUUGUGGUUUUGUUAAUGAAUUCAUGUCUCGUUUUCUUACCUGACUUUAGUACAUGUGAUGCAUGACGACGUUCUCCCACCCUUCAUUUACACGUGGCCAUGCAUGCUGACUGAGUGUGUAAAUUAUCUGCUUAUGAUUUUGAUAAUGAAUUCCUGGUUUGUUUCCGUAAUGAAUUCCUGGUUUGUUUCCAUAUUAGGGCCAAGUAGAGAUGAAGCACUCGUGGUUAAUAAGGGGGAUGUCAUCUUCCUCUUAUACCUGCAUUUUGAUGAAGUGUAUGAUUUAUUAUUGUGAUACUUGACUAUAUUAUUUGUGUUGGGUUUGUGUAAUGAGGAGUGCUCUUACCUUUAUUUUACCUGACUGUCUGUUCAGGAAUGCAUUUUGAUUACUGAUUGGGCUUUGUGUUGUUAAUGGUUAUAAUAAUUACGUAUCCAGUGUAUCAACUAUCUCUUAGUUUUCUGAUAUUAAUGUCAAAUGAAUAUUUUACUUCACUUGGAAGGCCCGUGUUGUAGUUAAAAUCACGUGAUUGGUGUUCAUAACCGUUCUUUUUAUUCCGUACACCUGAAAACGUGACAGGUAGUUUGUUUAUUUUCGGUAUGUGACGUGUUUUUUUUAGUUAUAAUGUUUUGAUCUCUAUACCAGGGCUCUCUUUCUACAAAGGUAUAUAAUAUUAUAUGACCAGACGUGUGGCCUCUUUAUUAGAAGUCUCUUAUUUCUUUGUAUUCGCCACUCGUUCUACGUAUACCUGGAGUCACUUGUAGCUUUUGUCAUUCCAUGUUCUCGCCCACCUUUAUACCUGGACCCCGUUAUACCAGUAAAGGUUUUGGUCUCAUGUUAGGAGUCUCGUGUUCCCGUAUUGUGUAAUGGCCUCGUGUUCUAUACCUGUACUUUGUAGCAUUGUAUUCUGGCCACCUUUAUACACAGACUCCGUUAUAAUAUCUAAUGUGUGUAUCUUCCUCUAUAUCAGAGUAUUUUACUUGUAAAUUAUCUCUUGCUUUGUUCAUUUAUAUCAAGUUAUCUUCCUUCCUUGUCAUUCCCUUAAUUCUUUUACUUUUUAUUUAUUUUUUUUAUUUUUUUUUAUUUUAUUAUUAUUAUUUAUUUAUUUUUUUUUUUUUUUGUCUGGCCAGUUGUGUACCAGCUCUUGUUUUGGUAAUCUAUAUCACGAUUCUAUCUAAGAGUGUAUUCUAUCAUCGUUCUUGGUCCCCUUGUAAGUGUUUGUUUUGACCAUUUGUUAGAAUACCAGUUUUUGUUUAUUCUUCCUUCUCUUACUUGUAGGGGUGUCAAAGCCAGCGGUCUAGACCGUAUACCAGUUCUUGUUUUUGGUUAUUCAUAUAAUUUCUUAAUUUUUUUCUAAUAAUGGUGUGUUAGGCCAACUGGCAGAAUAUCACCUCUUCUUUGGUCAUUAUGUCAGGGCAUCGUUUCCCUAGUUUCUUCUCUUAAAGGUGCUCAUGGCCAGCUGUCAGUGUAUGAAGUAGAGCGCACCACACCACGUUCAGGAUAUUCAUAGCACCACUAUAUGCUAAGUAAUAGGUGGAGAUAAUGGUGAUGUUCCAUAAUAACCCCCACAAGAAAAGCUUUAUUUUUGGUGGAUUUGUGUAUAUACUUCUUAUAUAAUGAAGCUUGCCCAAUGAUUUUUUUCUAUUUAUUUUUGUUAUGUAUAUCUUGCUCCUUUUUCCGGUUGUGAACAAGAUGAUGAUGGUUGAAGUAUAACACUAUAUAUUCGG